Molecule: messenger RNA, 960 nt
Organism: Vigna unguiculata (cowpea)
Lineage: Eukaryota; Viridiplantae; Streptophyta; Magnoliopsida; Fabales; Fabaceae
Product: adenine phosphoribosyltransferase 5-like
Biological process (GO): adenine salvage
Cellular component (GO): cytoplasm; cytosol
Molecular function (GO): adenine phosphoribosyltransferase activity
Source: RefSeq, a predicted model, not a curated record
ACAGCCCCACACAUCAACCUCAAAGUCCUUCACAACAAAACACACAAUCAUAAUAACACUUCCUGCAACUACAUUUUACUUGUUCCCAAAGAAAAAAAAAACAACACUUUUCUCUAACAGAGACCAUGUUUGUCCUAGAAAAUGGUGCGAAGAAGGGGGAAGACCCAAGGCUUCAAGCCAUCUCCGAAGCCAUCAGAGUGGUGCCUCACUUCCCCAAACAAGGAAUAAUGUUUCAAGACAUAACAACAUUGUUGUUGGAUCACAACGCGUUCAAAGACGCGGUUGACAUUUUUGUUGAUCGUUACAGAGACAUGGAUAUUUCUGUUGUUGCUGGGGUUGAAGCCAGGGGAUUCAUUUUUGGUUCCUCAAUUGCGUUAGGCAUUGGUGCCAAGUUUGUUCCUUUAUGCAAACCUGGGAAGCUGCCAGGUGAAGUGAUUUCAGAAAAAUAUGUUCUAGAAUAUGGCAGUGAUUGUUUGGAGUUGCAUGUUGGGGCUGUUCAUUCCAGUGAACGUGUCAUAAUUGUUGAUGAUUUGGUGGCCACAGGUGGAACUCUAUCAGCAGCAAUUAGACUUCUAGAACUUGCUGGUGCUGAAGUAGUGGAGUGUGCUUGUGUGAUUGGUCUAUCUGAUCUCAAGGUACGAAGCAAGCUUAAUGGAAAGCCACUUUAUAUCCUUUUGGAGCCACGUGAAGUAGAAAAUGGUUUUUGAAGUGGAAAGUGAAAUUGCACACUACACAUGAAGAAAUGGUUGCAUAUAAAUGACCCUUUGGAGUUUGGAGGUCUCACAACGUCAACACUCUUAAGAUUUCAAACAUCCUUAGCUAAUUUAGAGACAUUUGAAUAGAGGCCAAAUGGUACCUUAAUUUAUUCUUUAUGGAAUUUGAUGUUCUUAUCCAUAUAUUUAGGAGUUAUGAUUAAUAUGUGUGCCUCACGUCAAGAUUAAUAUGAAAGUUUCUUUUUAA